UCUGGUUGGUGUAAAGCCAGACUUGAGCUGCCUCAGACUCCUGAGUGAGAGCUGGGGAGAUGGCUGUCAGGAAUGUGCCUUGCUAUAUGACAUCCAUCUCAUAUUCCUGCCACCAGUGUUUCCUAAGCACCAGUCUUGUGCUAAGGGGCAAAACAGACAAGGUUUAGGCUACUGGUAUUUGCAUUGGAGUCACUGAGACACACUGAUUAUCUUUUAGGUAAGAUUAGAGGUAGUGAUGGGAUGAAGUCAUAUGAGAGACUUAAUUUAACCAGGUGAUCAAGCAGACUUUCUUGAGCCCUGAAAUAUGAGUGCUUCAAGCAGCUAGCACAGCAGGUGCAAAGGCCAUGUGGCAGGAGUGGACUUGGUGUGCCCCUAGUGGAGAGAAACCCAGUGGCUAGAUAAUAGGAGCAAGUGGCAUUGGGGACCAAUACCAAUGACCUUAGAGAAUGGUGGAGUCUUUUUUGUUUAUAAGGGAUAGUCAGUUUUAAAAACAACUAGGGUUUUGGAGACAGAGUUCUUGCUAUGUAGUCCAGGCCAGCCUUGAGCUUAAUCCUUGUGCCUCAGCCUCCUGUGUGCUGGGGAUAAAGGCAUGCACCAUCACACACUGCUGAGUCUAGUCAGGUUCUUUUUUUUGUUGAGACAGGGUCUCGCUGUGUAUUCUAGCCCAGCUUUGAACUUGCAAUCCUCUUACCUCAGCUUCCUGAGUGCUGGGAUCACAGAUAGUUCUCAUGACACCUGGCUUCAGUCAGAUUUUUAAGGCAGGGAGCAAUACCCUGUGGCUGUGGUGGUGGGGAUGGCUUGGAGUAACAGGUUUGGUUGUAUCAAGAUGAUAUGUUUGGAGGCUGGAGCCCAUGCAGUUUAGCGUGCUCCCCUGCCUGGCACAUCUCAGUAGGAACUGUGCAGUGUACCAGGUUACCGACUACCACACUGGGCCCACAGCAACCUGGUAAACAGUUGAAGCUGCCUCCAUGGUCCCUUUCUGACUGAAACCUUUAACAGCAGAGGAAACCAGUGUUCUGGGCCCACUCCUGCCCCAGGAAUGCUUGCCACCCUUCACCCUGCAGCUGUUCUGGAACACCUGGGCCUUGCACAGACCCAGUCCCUUGAUUAACGUCUGGUGUUGGGGAGGUGUGAGGGCACAGGAACUUGUUGUGACCUGGUCUCACGUGAAGCUUGAAUGCCCUGUCCCCUUCAGACAUAGUCACAUCCUUAGAACCUAGACUUCCCCCUGUAGCUGCCCCUUGAAGCCUUCAUUGGUUGGCCACAGCAGGGGAGAGAGGCUUCUUGUCUGAGUCCUAUCCCCCUGGCCACCUGAUGCCACCAGAGCCCUGAGUUCCCAGCAGAUUCUGCCAGUGCUGUCCCACUUCUCAUCCUUUCAGCCCCACUGAGAGCAACACUCCCUGUACUACCUACCCAGGAAGCCCUGACUGUACAGCUCCCCUUGGCUGUGGCUCAGUGCAGAUGAGGAGGGCUCCUCAACAAAGCCAUGGGCAUUGUGGGGUGGGAAGUAGCACGUGGGCCCUGCUGAUGGUGAGGCAAGCCUCAUCACUGUGAGGGCCAUGGGUCCGCAUCCUCCUUUGAAUGGCUUUUUCCCAAUGAUUCUGAGGCUCAAGGACUUUUACAGCAGCAACACAAGGUAAGUACUAAAGGUCCUUCUUCCCCCUGGAAUCCUGUUACCAGCUGCUGGGUGCCUUCAGUAAGUCAGCCUGGAGAACACUUGGAGCACUGGGGUGGCAAGUCUCCAGGCCCCAGAUUCAAGUCCAUGUCCAGGGAGCCCCAACUCCUUGCCAGGCACCCCAUCUACCAGCGCUGACAUGUGCUCAGGCACUGGGGAGUGGUGGGGGAGCUCUGCCAGAUCCUGCGGUACGGGAAGAGGGAGCUGCCCAGGAGAGAUCCAGAGCUGAGGAGCGAGCUCUGGAUCUAAAGGAUUCCGGGGAACAGCAUCGUUAGGUCUAGCGGCCGCCCAGAGGUCACCAUCACGUGUGUGUGGACCCGCGCGGGCAGGGUAUCGUCCUAGGGCAAAAUUCGCACUGUGAGGGUGAAGAAACCGUUAGGAAUCUCAACUGUCCUCUUUAAGUGCAGCUAACCCAGAUCCAGCUUGCCUGGACUAUCCUAGGGCGCCAGGCACGGGCCCCACAGUCGGGGGGAACUCCACUCACCGCGUUGUACCUUGGGAGACGUAGUUUUCUUGGGCGCUGUGUAAUGCCUACUUUGCACGCUACCUUACUCCGCCUUUCAACCAGGUAUUAGGGUCCCACAGGGCCAGUUCCGGGCUGCAUCAACGAUUGGUGGAGAGAGCGCGUGUGUGGCUACUUGGAUUGGCGGGGCGCGGGGGGCGGGGCCGCGCAUGCACGUAAAGGCGGUGACUGGGAGAGGCGCGGAGUGUCAAGAUGUCGUCGGUUCCGGAGCUGAAGCGCAUCAGCCGGGAAGAAGCGAUGCGCCUGGGGCCGGGCUGGAGCCACUCAUGCCACGCCAUGCUGUACGCUGCCAACCCUGGGCAGCUGUUCGGCCGCAUCCCCAUGCGUUUCUCGCUGUUGAUGCAGAUGCGCUUCGAUGGGCUGCUGGGCUUUCCCGGGGGCUUCGUGGAUCGACGCUUCUGGUCGCUGGAGGACGGACUGAACCGGGUCCUGGGCCUGGGCCUGGGCCUGGGCCGCCUGCGCCUCACCGAGGCCGACUACCUGAGCUCGCACCUGACAGAGGGCCCGCACCGCGAGGUGGCGCAUCUGUACGCUCGGCAGCUGACGCUGGAACAGCUGCACGCAGUGGAGAUCAGCGCGGUGCACUCGCGCGACCACGGCUUGGAGGUGGGGCCGCCGCCUGGGCUCCACGCCCCGCUCCCGCCCCCGCCCCGGGGUUUGGUUCUGGCCCCGCUGAACGCGCAGAUGGGUGCUGGGCCUUGUACGAGUCCCUCUCUACACCCAGAAGGAUCGAGUCGGAGGCUUUCCCAACUUCCUGAGCAACGCCUUUGUCAGCACCGCCAAGUGCCAGCUCCUCUUUGCCCUCAAGGUACUCAACAUAAUGCCCCAGGAGAAGCUGGCUGAGGCACUCACUGCAGCCACUGAAAAGCAGAAGAAGGCCCUGGAGAAGCUGCUCCCUGCUUCCUCCUAAGGGGGCCCUUUGGGGAGCUGGCUGUCACCCUCCCUACCUGGGUCUGUCCUCAGGAACCCUGGAAUUCCCGGGGAGUUUGUGUUUGCACCCUCUUUGGUGACUGCAUGGGAUGAGUGGGCAGUUGCUUAUCUCCAUUGCUGGAAGCAAUCCAUAGGACCUGGCUCCCAUCUCAGGUUGGUUGGUGGGUGGCCUGGGCCUAAUUCAGGCUCAGACCUGAUUCUGUGAAUUUCACUGUGGACUAGUGGAGGCCCUAGAUCACAGCACAGCUCUAGAACCAUUCAGGAAAAUUUGUUCUGGUGGAGGUGGCCUUUGUCACUUCGGACUUGUUCCUGCCUCUUUCCAGGAGUCAACCCCAGGACCCGGAGGAGAGUCAGCUUUGUGUAGGGUAUUGUUCUCAAUAAUUCUGGUUAUUUGACUUUUGUUUUUUCACAGUAUAAACUUUGAGAGGCUUAAAGUGACUGCCCACUGUGGCUUGGUUUGACAGUGAGGCUCUUGAGGGGACCCAGCUGUGCAUGCUGUUGAAGGAGAAAGUAAAUAAAAGUUGCUCCUCUUGUGGUAGGCAUUCA
Cavia porcellus (domestic guinea pig) is the source of this 3674-nucleotide messenger RNA. It is a transcript of the gene Nudt16l1, whose product is annotated as nudix hydrolase 16 like 1. Gene Ontology annotation, molecular function: snoRNA binding. The transcript is spliced from 3 exons. Bases 2391 to 3041 code for a protein of 216 amino acids. Gene Ontology annotation, cellular component: nucleus. The record is from RefSeq and is a predicted model, not a curated record. NCBI's taxonomy places the organism in Eukaryota, Metazoa, Chordata, Mammalia, Rodentia, Caviidae.